UACUCAACACUCAAACACUCACCACCGAGUCACCAACUCAUAUUCCUAUAUAAACACACCCGAGCACACUUUUCUCUCAUCCACUCAUUCACUUCAAUACAACACACACUGCUCUGUUCCUACUCUCUUUCUCUCUCUCUCUCUCUCUCUCUAGUUAAUAAAUUAAAGAUGGCUUUGGAGGCUCUGAACUCUCCUACAGCUGCAGGAAUCACUCCUUUCAUUGCAAAGUUCCAAGAUCAAGAAGAAGAAGAAGAAGAGCUUCAUCAGCUGCGUGAGCCGUGGGCCAAGAGGAAGCGAUCAAAACGACCGCGUUUCGAGAACCCUCCCACCGAAGAAGAGUACCUGGCUCUCUGCCUCAUCAUGUUAGCUCACAGCGGCAACAAGGUCACUGCCACUACUCUUAAGAACGAACAAACAGAGUCUUCAUCUUCACAGCAACCACAAGAAGGAUCAUCGUCGCCGGCUCCGGAGAUCAAGCUUACUCACAGGUGCACCGUCUGCAACAAGGCCUUCCCUUCUUACCAAGCACUCGGCGGACACAAGGCCAGCCACCGCAAAUCAUCCAAUUCUGAAAACAACACCGCCGCCGCCACCGCCACAGCAGCUGCAGUCAACAGCGAAAACGUGUCGCUGCCACUACGAAGGUGGCAACAACCACCACCACAACAACAACAACAACAAUAGCAGCGCAGUGGCAUCUUCCGAGGGCGGCGGCACCUCCUCUCAGAGCUUCCGUGGCUUUGACCUCAACCUGCCCGCUCCCCUGACCGAAUACUGGUCGCCGGCGGCUCUUGAUGACGUCAGCGAAGCGAAGACAAAGAACAAGAAGAAGAAGGUCGAAGAGCAAGAAGUGGAAAGCCCUCUGCCGGUAGCCGCCGCGAAGAGGGCGCGUUUGUUUGAAGACGCUGAUCAGAACUAAGCAGAAGGGAUUCGGAUUCUGCUUAAUUGAUUGAAUUUGAUUGUGAAUAUGAACGGACAGAUAUACAUAUACAUGGAUCGCACACAGAUUCAUUCAAAUUCUUCAACUCACUAGUUUCCGGCCAUGAUUAUUUUAUUUGGUUUCUCGUUUUCUUUUCUAUUUUUGGGAUCGGAUAUGGAUGAAGAAUUCGAAUUUUAGUUUCAGGGGAUAUGAUUUAAUUUGUUUCUACUGCACCAAUGCAUUGAUGUUUCUCUGUACAGACAAAAUUUCUUCAUUGCUUUUUGGACUGUACCUUCCUUCUCUCAUCAAUUCAAUCUAACCAUUUUUUACCAUUAAA
Messenger RNA from Arachis duranensis, 1256 nucleotides. Its product is annotated as zinc finger protein ZAT10. NCBI's taxonomy places the organism in Eukaryota, Viridiplantae, Streptophyta, Magnoliopsida, Fabales, Fabaceae. Gene Ontology annotation, biological process: response to stress. Gene Ontology annotation, molecular function: DNA-binding transcription factor activity. The record is from RefSeq and is a predicted model, not a curated record.